Messenger RNA from Nakaseomyces glabratus, 2115 nucleotides. Its product is annotated as serine/threonine-protein kinase. Gene Ontology annotation, cellular component: cytoplasm; nucleus. The record is from RefSeq and is a predicted model, not a curated record. NCBI's taxonomy places the organism in Eukaryota, Fungi, Ascomycota, Saccharomycetes, Saccharomycetales, Saccharomycetaceae. Gene Ontology annotation, biological process: protein phosphorylation. Gene Ontology annotation, molecular function: ATP binding; protein serine/threonine kinase activity.
AUGUACGGUUGGAAGCUGCACAGGUUUAAGUUCGGUAGAGGUAAAGACGAUGACAGUAGAAAGAAGAAGAUGAUAAUAAGCUCUUCGCAGAGCUCGCUGAAUAGCGCGGAUACGGCCGCGGGUGACUCGAUAUUUAGCAGGCCUUCCGUCGAGAGGAGAGACACAGUUACAGCGGCGAAUGGUUCUAUAGCACCUGUGCGUGUGUCGCAGGAUUCUUACAUGUCCUAUUUCAAAGAGAGCAACGAGAACAUGUCCAAGUUCGAUUUGCCAUCCUGGUUGCGCUCGCACAAGGACAGCUUCUCGCCAUUUAACAGCAGCUCAAACUCGAGUUCUAAUCUCGGAAGCAACAGAGACAGCUCGAUGACGGAUGUCACGGAGCUGCUUAACGACACAGCAUUCAAGAGCACCCCGUUCGAUAGAAUUGAUGAGAAUAUGCACUCCGGCCUGCUCACAGUGAAAGUUUACUCCGGAAGUAACUUCACCAUGCCUGUGCCAAUCACUUCAGACCAAGGCAUAUUGCAUAACCUUCUGAACUCCUCAAUCUCAAGCUUAGAAGGCGAUAACAACACUUACGCGGAAAUGGAACAGCUUAUAACACAACUCUCGCAGGUGCAUCUGGCUAACCAAACCUCAGAAGAGCAGCUUAUAUCUAAUGCAUUCUCAUCUACAUUCAUCCCAGCAGUCAUUAAAGUCCCGGGACAUGACGACUACCCACUGAUAUACAUGACAGUAGAAUACGACAACACAAUGGCCACAAUAUACCCUGAAGGUGGCACGAUAUCAAAGCCCGUUUUCAAUAAGAUAUCCACUUUUGACGUGACUCGCAAACUGCCCUUCCUUAAGUGUAGUGUAUUCAUAAAAAUUCCAUCAGCCCUACUACCUUCAAUGAGAUGGCAACAAGAGGCUGCACUAGCUGACCCGAACAUGAGAUCUAUUCUAGAAACUAUACAUGCUGGCAAAGAAAUAUUCUUAGAUUCGUUUACUUUACCGGUAGUGCUGGAUAUGAACUCAGCUUCAAACUUCAGAUUAUUCAAUCAUCAAUGGAUUAAUCUCAAACAGGGGCUCGGGACCAUCAACCUGACCGUUGACUUCAAACCCUCAUAUAGCAAACCAGUUGGUAUUGAUGACUUUGAACUGUUAACUGUAUUGGGGAAAGGUUCAUAUGGUAAAGUGAUGCAGGUAAGAAAAAAGGAUACACAAAAGAUUUAUGCAUUAAAAGCUAUCAGGAAAUCAUAUAUUGUGGCGAAAUCAGAAGUCAUCCAUACAUUAGCAGAGAGAACAAUCCUAGCACGAGUGGAAUGUCCUUUUAUUGUGCCAUUGAAAUUUACCUUUCAAACGCCAGAAAAGCUUUAUUUAGUACUUGCAUGUAUAAAUGGCGGUGAAUUAUUCCAUCAUUUACAAAGAGAAGGUAUUUUUGAUAUUUCUAGGGCUAGGUUUUAUGCAUCAGAACUUCUUCUUGCGUUAGACUCGUUGCAUAAAAUGGAUGUGGUUUAUCGUGAUUUGAAACCUGAGAAUAUCCUGCUUGAUUCACAAGGUCAUAUUGCGCUUUGUGAUUUUGGUUUAUGUAAGUUGAAUAUGAAAGAUAAUGAGAAGACUUCAACAUUUUGUGGUACACCUGAAUAUCUCGCACCUGAGGUACUUUUAGGGAAAGGAUAUACCAAAGUCGUAGACUGGUGGACCUUAGGUGUUUUGCUUUAUGAGAUGUUAACAGGUUUACCUCCUUACUACGACGAAAAUGUAAGCGAAAUGUACAAGAAAAUACUAAAAAGCCCACUGAUAUUUCCGGAUGGUAUGGAUCCUGACGCUAAGGACUUAUUGAAAAGGCUCCUGAAUCGUGAUCCUAAUAGAAGAUUAGGUGCCAAUGGUGCCGAUGAGAUUAAAAACCAUAAAUUCUUUAAUGACUUAAUCUGGGAUAGCAUAUGGAAUAAAGAAUAUCUUCCACCUUUUAGACCAGACGUGCAAAACGCAAAUGAUACUAGCAAUUUUGAUAAUGAGUUUACGAAACAAAAGCCAGUUGAUAGUGUUAUCGAUGAAUACUUAAGUGAAAGUGUUCAGAAUCAAUUUAAAGGAUGGUCUUAUUUGGGUUCCGAACAACUAGGAAGCUCGAUGGCCUGA